Molecule: messenger RNA, 3597 nt
Organism: Alligator sinensis (Chinese alligator)
Lineage: Eukaryota; Metazoa; Chordata; Crocodylia; Alligatoridae
Gene: SMARCAD1
Product: SWI/SNF-related, matrix-associated actin-dependent regulator of chromatin, subfamily a, containing DEAD/H box 1
Exons: 23
Coding region: 1-3084 (1027 amino acids)
Cellular component (GO): nucleus
Molecular function (GO): ubiquitin binding; chromatin binding; ATP-dependent chromatin remodeler activity
Source: RefSeq, a predicted model, not a curated record
AUGAGUCAGUUUAAUCUGGACCGCUUUCGCUUUGAGAAGAGGAGCCAGGUAGGGGAGCAGGAAAACCUGCCCUCUCCCCUACCCGCUGCUCGGCCCCCAGCUGCUUCAGACGCUGCAGCAAGUAACGGUGGCGGUGGGGAGGAGGAUAAUGAGGUGACCGACGACAGCAGCAGGCCAGAUACGCCAGCCUCAGAUGUGACAGAGAAAACGGAAGAUUCAAGUGUCUCAGAAACCCCAGAAGUAGAAAAGACAACAAAGCUCUCACAUUUCAAAAAUCGCAGAAAUUUACAAUACAUUGACGUAUCCUCUGACAGUGAAGAUCAGGAAUCACAAAAUUGCUCUACUACAAAACACGAUAAUGUUCUUCAGAGGGAUGUUAUUGUGAUUUCUGAACAGUCUGACGAUGAGCAGCCUCAAGAUGAAGUCCCUAAUUUGACGUAUGCAAAUGGUACGGACCAAUCGCAAAACAUGGAGGAGGAAGACAUCAUAGAUGCUAAGCUCCAAACACUGAAGGAACUCUUUCCACAAAGAAAUGACCAGGAAUUACUACAAUUGAUAAAGUCAACACACACAAUGGAUGAAGCAAUAGCUGCUGCUUUGACGCACAGUGAUGAAGCUGCUUCCCGAAAAAGAAAACUAGAACAGUCUCCUAGAGAAAAUUCAGAUGAUGACGAUGAUGAUGACCAAAUUGCAAAAAAGCAAAAAGCUGACUCUCAGGAAGGGUCAGCAUCUCAAAAAGAAUGGGAAAAACAAGAAACUCUUGUCAAGAAACUGCAAAAUGAAUUCCCUGGUUUGGAUAAAAAGGAACUGAGAGAUGUACUUCAAGAACAUAAUUGGGUAUUUCAUGAAGCACUGGAAGCCUUAAAAGUAUUUGCAGAAGACCAAGAGGAUGCACAAAAUCCUUCCAUAAGUGAAGUUUCUAAUUGGAAUGAAGUCUCCACAAAUAGCAAAAAUGAUCAGAACAGUGCAAAGGUGAAGAUGAAACAGAAAUCUUCUACAAAAACUCAGAAUGGCUUUAGGAAAAAAGAUAAAGGCAAAAAAGGCAUUUGGAGUACUAAAAGAGAAAUGGAAGAUUCAGAAUACGAGUCAGCCUCAGAAGGUGGUAGCUCCCUUGAUGAGGACUACAGCAGUGGUGAUGAAGUGAUGGAGGAUGGCUGUACAACUAAAAUACUUAACUUCCUGCAAGAUGCUUCACUGGGUGAACUCACUUGGAUCCCUCAGUGUUCUCAGAAAAAGGCUCAGAAGAUAAUAGAGCUCCGGCCCUUUAAUAGCUGGGAAGCUCUGGUUUCAAAAAUGAGCAAGACAAAUGGUUUGUCAGAAGAUAUAAUAUGGAAUUGCAAAACACUGCUCAGAGAAAGAGAUGUGGUUCUAAAACUUAUGAACAAGUGUGAAGAUAUUUCAAAUAAAUUGACAAACCAAGUGACCAGAAUCACUGAGGAUGGUGGAUGUGGAUGGAAUAUAGAACAACCUUCUAUUCUGAAUCAAAGUUUGGAACUCAAGCCAUAUCAGAAGAUUGGUUUGAAUUGGUUAGCACUACUCCACCAACAUGGAUUGAAUGGCAUUCUAGCUGAUGAAAUGGGUUUAGGAAAGACGAUUCAAGCUAUUGCAUUCCUGGCCUAUCUCUACCAACAGGGUAAUAAAGGUCCUCACUUGAUUGUUGUGCCAGCUUCAACUUUAGAUAACUGGAUAAGAGAAGUUAAUCUGUGGUGUCCGGAUCUUGGUGUCCUUUUUUAUUAUGGAUCCCAGGAAGAUCGGAAACAUCUCAGAAUUGACAUUAAUAAUAAAGCUGUAGACUUUAACGUGAUUGUGACCACGUAUAAUUGUGCAAUUAGCAGUUCAGAUGACCGAAGUCUAUUUCGUCGGUUGAAACUUAACUAUGCAAUCUUCGAUGAAGGCCACAUGUUAAAGAACAUGGGUUCUGUACGUUACCAGCACCUUAUGACAAUUAAUGCAAUGAAUCGUCUGCUACUAACAGGAACUCCAGUUCAAAAUAAUCUAUUGGAAUUAAUGUCUCUCUUGAAUUUUGUUAUGCCACAUAUGUUCAGUAGCAGCACAAGUGAAAUCCGGAGGAUGUUCUCUUCAAAAACAAAAACUGCAGAAGAACAAAGUAUAUAUGAAAAGGAGAGGAUUGCACAUGCAAAGCAGAUAAUAAAACCAUUUAUCUUGAGAAGAGUAAAAGAUGAAGUUCUUAAACAGCUGCCUCCCAAAAGAGAUCUUAUUGAGUUGUGUGCAAUGUCAGAGAAACAAGAACAGCUCUACUAUGACCUCUUGAACAAGAUAAAGAAAUCUAUUGACAGCGAGGAGAAGAAUUCGGACACAGGCAAUGUCAUGAUGCAACUGAGAAAAAUGGCUAACCAUCCUCUCUUACAUCGUCAAUACUACACAGAUGAUAAACUUAGGAUUAUGUCAACUCUUAUGCUCAAGGAACCCACACAUUGUGAUGCUAAUCCUGACCUCAUCUUUGAAGAUAUGACCGUGAUGACAGAUUUUGAGCUUCAUUUGCUUUGUAAACAAUAUGCCAAUGUCAGUGACUUCAAGCUAGAGAUGGACCAGAUUUUGGAUUCUGGAAAAUUUAGAACUCUAGAACAUAUUCUCUCUGAUCUUAAAGAAAAGGGUGAUAGAGUUGUUUUGUUCAGCCAGUUUACUAUGAUGCUAGACAUCUUAGAAGUUCUUCUGAAACAGCAGCAGCAUAGAUAUAUUAGGCUGGAUGGAAAAACACAGAUUUCUGAAAGGAUACAUCUAAUAGAUGAGUUCAAUACGGAUAUGGGUAUAUUUGUUUUCCUGCUCUCGACCAAAGCUGGUGGCCUUGGAAUAAAUUUGACCUCAGCAAAUGUUGUCAUUCUUCACGACAUUGACUGCAACCCUUACAAUGACAAGCAAGCAGAGGAUCGAUGUCACAGAGUAGGUCAGACCAGAGAAGUACAAGUCAUAAAGCUAAUCAGUAAAGGGACUAUAGAGGAAUCCAUGCUCAAAAUCAGUCAGCAGAAAUUGAAGUUAGAACAGGAUAUGACUGCAGCAGAUUUGGGAGAAGGGAACAUUCCAGCAGAUAUAGCCACUUUAUUAAAAGCUUCACUAGGUCUCUAAAAUGUAAAUAAAUUGUAGAUCUUAUUUAGGUGAAAAAAAGCUAUGAUACACAUCCAAGAACUUUUACAUUACUGAUGACAUGAGUUUUAUGGACAUUUUUAACUUUUUUGUAAUUUCUUUAUUGUAUUUCUCAUGGUAUUGAGGAUUUUUAAGUGAUAGAAUUCUCCAGAUGCUUGACAACAAAAAAUAUGUAAAUGCCAUAAGUUGUAGUGCAUAAAAUGCGAUUAAUUCUUAUUUGAAAAAAGUUUUCAAAAUGGGGACCCUAGUUAGUGACCAUUUUAACAGAUCAGCUAAUGUUUAAGAUUGUCAGUAUUUUUGUAAUUAUUUCUACCUCCAAAUAUAUAUAACUGUCUGUUUCACUGGAUUGUGUGUGUAGAUUUUUUUACAUGUGCCUUAUUUGACAAUGUUCAUGUUGGUUUCUGCUUGUUUUAUUGGAUGUACUGUACUGUACUGUUUUUGUAUCAACUUGUUCAAAUAAAAUUGCAUAGAUUAACAAUGGAUUUUUUGGUUUGU